AUGAGCGCCACCGCCGUCUACGCCUCGCGUGUCAUGCGCCACCGCGCCGCCGGGGAGGACCUGGGCGCGCGCCGCGACGACGACGGCGACGGGGCCUUCUGGGCCGGCGGCGCGCCCCGCCUCUACGAUUUCUCCCAGCAGCGGGAGCAGGAGCAGAAGCCGCCGCCGUUGCCAGUGUCGCCUGCGCCCGUGCCGCCGUCGCCUGAGCCGACGUCGCCGGUGUCCGCGGCGGUGGAGUCGGUGGCGCCGUGCCUCCUCACCCUGCAGUGCAGCGGCGUCGGGUGGGGGGUCAGGAAGCGGGUCAGGUACGUCGGGAGGCACCUCGGGCGCCACGCCCUGGUGGGUCUCCCCGCCGGCGAGCGCGCCGUAGCGGCGCAGGAGGACGAGGAGAGCUCCACCAAGGCCGGGAAGAAGGAGAAGAGCCCGGAGCUGGAGCAGCAGGAGGCGGCAGAAGAAGAAGAGAACUGCAAAGACGACCACAAGGCGACAAUCACGACGGACAAAAAGAAGAGGAGGAGGAGUCGCGGCGGCCAUCGUGGCCGUGGCCGCAGUAAGCGUCCCAAGAAGGGGGAGGAGGACAAGACGCUCCAGGCUCCCAAGUCCGAGAAGCUCGAGGAAGAGGAGGAGGAGAGGCCCGCCGCGGCGAGCGGCAUGGUCGACCGGUGGAAGGCCACCCGGUACGCCACCGCGGAGGCGUCGCUGCUCGCCAUCUUGCGCGCCCACGGCGCCCGCGCCGGGAACGCCAUCCCGCGCGGCGAGCUGCGGAAGGAGGCGCGCAAGCACAUCGGCGACACGGGCCUCCUCGACCACCUCCUCAGGCACAUCGCCGACAAGCUCGCCCCGGGCAGGGCCGACCGGUUCCGGCGCCGGCACAACGCCGACGGCGGCAUGGUGUACUGGCUCGAGCCCGCUGAGCUGUUCGCCGUGCGGCGGGAGGCCGGCGUGGCCGACCCGUACUGGGUGCCUCCUCCCGGGUGGAAGCUAGGUGACCCCGUGUCGCCGGAAGCCUACGCGCUGGAGGCGAAGAAGCAGGUCGAGCAGCUCGCCGCGGAGCUCGCCGGCGUAAAAAGGCACAUGGAACAGCUCACUUCCAAUGUGAUGCAAGUGAGCAAGGGAAUGAAAUCUGAGGCAGAGAAAUCCCACAAUUCAUGGCAGGACAAGUAUACCUGUAUGGUGAAAGCCAAUAGCAAUCUGGAAAAGCAGCUUCUGUCCUUGGAGGAGAAGUAUGAGAAUGUGAGACAAGCAAAUGGUGAUCUGGAGGAGGAGCUGCUGUUCCUGAAGGAGAAGUAUGUGAGUGUGUUUGAGAACAACAUCAGACUGGAGCAGCAGAUGUCUGCUUUAUCCACUUCUUUCCUGUCUCUGAAGGAGGACCUGCUCUGGGUGAACGCUGAAGAGCAACACAUGCUGGAGAAAGAAGAUGACCUGUUUGUCAAGGAGCCAUGGGAAGAGGACAAGCAAGAAGGCGAUGCCACCACCGUGGUUGCAGCGGCAGCCAACCAGCUGGCCGUCGACGGCGAUGGCACCACCACCAGCAGCAAUGGCACCGAGGGCCGAGGCGGCAGCGGGAAGAGGACGUCGAGGAAGUGCAGCGUGCGCAUCUCCAAGCCGCAGGGGACGUUCCAGUGGCCGAGCCUGCCGUUCUCGGCGCCGCCGUCGCCGCCGCUGACCCCGACGGCCGACAUCGCCUCCGCCGGGGCCAACUCCCUGGCCAACUUCGCCACCAUGGACGAGCUGUGCGAGUUCAUGAUGGCCGGCGGCCUCCCCACGCCGCCGUCCGCCUCGUCCACCACCAACAAUGCCGGCGCCGGUAAGCUGCCCGCCCCGGCCUGCACAUCACCGGUGAAGACGGCGGCGCUCGACGCCGGUGCCGGAGGCGGCAACGUUGGCACGGAGCUGGCACUGGCCACUCCCACCUACUGACCCCAACGCUGCCGAUCUCUCUCCGGUCGAUCAGCAGCGAAGUUUUGGCUCACCAUUACCACCAUACCAUAGCAAUGACUGAUCUCGCCAACAAGAAGAAGAUAGUAGUAGCAACCAUCACAGGGUAGCAGAGAUGACAGAAGAAGAUACAAUUUACUUUCUUGGGGUAAACAAAACUACAGCUUAGACAGCAACAGCCUUAGAUUUUGCACAUGCACUUUUCUUUUGGUGUGAGAUUUUUCCAGCGAUCUCUAAUCCUAAUUUUGACAGCUAAACGCGAUCGAGUUAGUGGAACUUGUCUGAUAUUGUGAAAUGCAAACCUUUUCUGAUCUUGCGAAAUG
Oryza brachyantha (malo sina) is the source of this 2261-nucleotide messenger RNA. RefSeq names its product protein AMEIOTIC 1 homolog. Gene Ontology annotation, biological process: reciprocal meiotic recombination; meiotic cell cycle; meiotic sister chromatid cohesion. NCBI's taxonomy places the organism in Eukaryota, Viridiplantae, Streptophyta, Magnoliopsida, Poales, Poaceae. The transcript is spliced from 6 exons. The coding region runs from base 1 to 1920 and encodes 639 amino acids. The record is from RefSeq and is a predicted model, not a curated record.